Dicentrarchus labrax (European seabass) is the source of this 12072-nucleotide messenger RNA. Its product is annotated as rapamycin-insensitive companion of mTOR-like. Gene Ontology annotation, cellular component: TORC2 complex. The transcript has 38 exons. The coding region runs from base 32 to 5149 and encodes 1705 amino acids. Gene Ontology annotation, biological process: positive regulation of phosphatidylinositol 3-kinase/protein kinase B signal transduction; TORC2 signaling. The record is from RefSeq and is a predicted model, not a curated record. Gene Ontology annotation, molecular function: protein serine/threonine kinase activator activity. Lineage: Eukaryota; Metazoa; Chordata; Actinopteri; Moronidae.
GCUGGGUCCACUCAGUGCGGCUUCUGUAAAGAUGGCGGUCAGCAGCAUCCUAGGCCGCCCGUCACGGAGCAGUCGGGUGCGAGGUCGGAAUGACAGCGGGGAGGAGAACGUACCGCUGGAUCUUUGCAGAGAUCCUGCAGAGAACCUUCGUGAAAUCCUUCAGAACGUUGCAAAGCGGCAAGGAGUCUCCAACAUGCGCAAGCUUGGUCACCUGAACAACUUUGUGAAGCUUCUCUGCAGCGUUGGACACUCAGAGGAGAAGCUUGGCUUUACAUAUGAGGAGAUGAUUAUUUGUCUGCGGUUAGCGUUGUUGAACGAGGCCAAGGAAGUGCGUGCAGCUGGAUUACGGGCUCUACGUUACCUGAUCAGAGACAGCAGCGUACUAGAGAAAGUGCUUGGACUGCAGGUGGACUAUCUGAUUGCAAGGUGCAUUGAUAUCCAGCAAAGUAAUGAGAUUGAAAGAACACAGGCUCUCAGACUGGCACGCAAGAUGAUCACUGUGAACGCGCUGCUCUUCCCCUCCUCUGUCACCAACUCCCUCAUUGCCGUGGGCAACGACGGGCUGCAUGAACGAGAUCGCAUGGUGCGGGCCUGCAUUGCCAUAAUCUGUGAGCUCUCCUUGAAGAACCCUGUUGUGGUGGCGCAGCGAGGCGGUCUCAGCACCAUUCUAAAGAGCGUGACCGACUGUCAGCUGAGUCGCAUCAAUGAAGCUCUCAUCACCACCAUCCUGCACCUCCUCAACCACCCUCACACCAGGCAAUACGUCCGCUCUGACGUUGAACUGGAGCAAAUCCUGGCCCCAUACACAGACUUCCACUACAGACACAGUCCUGACAUAGCAGAGGGCCAGCUCAAGGAGGAUAGGGAGGCUCGAUUCAUGGCUACUAAAAUGUCUAUAGUUGCCUCAUUUCGCUCCUGGUCAGGCAUCAUUAACCUCUGCAAGUCAGGCAACUCUGGCAUCCAGUCUCUUAUUGGCUUACUCUGUAUACCAAAUAUGGAAGUGCGGAAAGGAUUGUUGGAGGUGUUGUAUGACAUCUUCCAGCUUGUCAUACCUGUAGCCACUGCAGACUUCAAUGAAGCACUUAUUAGUGUAGACCCCAGUAGGUUUCAGGACAGCUGGAGGUUGUCUGAUGGAUUUGUGGCUUCCGAGGCAAAAACAAUGCUCCCACAUCGAUCAUGUUCAAGGCCGGACCUGAUGGACAACUACCUGGCUCUAGUGCUUUCUGCCUUCAUCAAAAGUGGUCUACUAGAGGGUCUGGUCGAGGUGAUCACGAGCAGCGAUGAUGCCCUAUCUAUACGGGCUACCAUCUUGGUGGGAGAACUUCUCCAUAUGGCCAACACCAUCCUCCCUCACAGCCACAGCCACCACCUGCACUGCUUACCCACCCUCAUGAACAUGGCCGCUUCCUUUGAUAUCGCUCCUGAGAAGAGACUACGAGCAAGUGCUUCGGUCAACUACCUGAAGUGUUUUCAUGAGAAGAAGAAGCGAGGCGCCAAACCUUACAGUCUCUACUUGGACCACAUCCUCCGCACAUCGGGGGGGUCACACUAUUGUCGAGAGCAGCACUUUAGACCUCAGAGAGACAUUUUCAUUGUUAAGGAAACUGAAGAGGCUCUGGUGACCAACAUGAGAGACAGCCACAUCUUUAACCACAAGGAGAACCUGGACUGGAACUGGUGUCUUAUUGGAACCAUUUUAAAGUGGCCAAAUGUCAGUUUGCGUAGCAAUAAGGAUGAACAAAUGCACAAGUUUGUGCGAAGGCUGCUUUUCUUCUACAAACCCAGCAGUAAGCUGUAUGGCAGCCUGGAGCUGGAGCAUCCCAAGGCCAGACAGCUCACUGUUGUUGGCUGUCAGUUUGUAGAGUUCCUCCUGGCGUCUGAAGAGGAAGGCCAGGCAUACCUGGAAGACCUGGUAAGGGACAUUGUCCAGUGUCUGUUCUCCUCUGCCGGGCUCAAACCUGACCGCAGUCUGCAGGGCAGUGGGCUGCUAACCACACUCAGCCAGCAUUACUUCCUCUUCCUGGGCGCCCUGUCAGCCCACCCACAUGGUGUCAAGAUGCUAGAGAAGUGCAGCGUCUUCCAGUGUUUGCUGAACAUGUGCAGUCUGAAGAAUCAAGAGCACCUGCUGAAGCUGACAGUCUCCACGCUGGAUUACAGUCGAGACGGUCUGGCUCGAGUCAUUCUGUCCAAAAUCCUCACUGCUGCCACUGAUACCUGCAGGCUGUACGCCACCAAGCACCUGCGGGUCCUGCUGCGUGCCAGUGUGGAGUUCUUUAGUAACUGGGGCAUCGAGCUCCUGGUGACGCAGCUUCACGACCGCAAUAAAACCAUUUCCAUGGAGGCGCUGGACAUCCUGGAUGAAGCCUGUGAAGACAAGGCCAACCUACAUGCACUGACAGAGAUGAAACCUGCUCUCACACACCUGGGGGACAAGGGUGUGCUACUGCUGCUAAGGUUUUUAUCUAUUCCAAAGGGGUUCUCCUAUCUCAGUGAGAGAGGAUAUAUCACUAAACAGAUGGAGAAAUGGCAGAAGGAGUAUAACUUGAAGUAUGUGGACAUGAUAGAGGAGCAGCUUAAUGAGGCCCUCACCACGUACCGCAAGCCUGUUAAUGGAGACAAUUAUGUGCGACGCAGCAACCAAAGGUUACAGAGACCAAACGUUUACCUUCCUGUGCACUUGUAUGGUCAACUGGUUCAUGAUAAGACUGGCUGCCAGCUGCUUCAAGCCCAGAAUGUGGUUCCUGAUUUGAGUGACAGGGUUCGAUCUCCUGCCCUGGACAAAUGGGAGGGCAUCAAAAAUCUGAAGGCAGCUCUCUGGGCUUUGGGAAACAUAGGCUCAUCAAACUGGGGUCUGAACUUGCUGCUGGAGGAGGGGGUGAUCCCUGACAUCGUGGCUCUGGCCCACCACUGUGAGGUCCUGUCCAUCAGAGGGGCAUGUCUGUAUGUGCUGGGCCUCAUCAGUAAGACGAAGCAGGGCUGUGAAACACUAAAGCAACAGGGCUGGGACGCUGUAAGACAUAGCCGUAGCAUGCUGUGGCCCAUAGUACCGGAGGAGUUGGAGCCUCAGCCCAGGCCUUACAACCUGCUGUCCUCUGUUCCCAGUACCCUCAGGCUCAUAGAUUCCACAGGCUCCAGGCACAACAGCGAGAGUGACUCUGUACAACCCAGUGCGUAUAUGCUAGAUGAUGAGAGGCUGGAAGGCUGUGACUUCUCAGAGGAGUCUUCUCUGUACGUGUGCCCCAAACUGACGAAGGACCGAAGUCCUCUUACUAUGCUGGCCUCUUCCCGCUUCCGCAACCGCCUUCUACACUCUCUGUCUCUCCCUGGGAAGAAGCCUCGCACCACCCCUUACACCAAAAGCAGCAACCAAGGCCAAGGAGGAGGGCUGGAUGGAAAACAGGUGCUUGAAUGCACCAGCUACUCAUUUGUAGCGACAGAUGUUUUCCCGAUUUACAACGGCCAUUUGUCUAAAAGCCCUUCAGGUGGUAAAGAGACCUCUCUUGUGGGGAAUAAAGCCAUAGAGAAUGGCGGAAGCAUACCCAGUAUUGGGGAGGGGGAAAUGGAUGGGUCAGGGGUCAGGAACCAGCGUAGCUAUGAACGUUUGGCUGAAGAUGGGCCCUCAGGAGGUGGUGGAACCCAGUUUAAAAGCCGCAGCCAGAGCUUUAACACAGACACCACCACGAGUGGCAUCAGCUCCAUGAGCUCCAGCCCCUCCAGGGAGACCCUGCCUUCCACCAUAGAUGCCGACUGUGUCAGCCUUAACACAGUGAUAAGCACCCAGACUAUCCAGAACGUGCACUCACUGACACCCCAACCCUGCUCCACACCGCUUUCAAUCCCUAAGUCCUGCUCUGCCUCGCUUGUGCCUCCUGGCUCCUCCCACACUUUGCCCCGCCGAGCCCAGUCCCUCAAGUCCCCCUCAGUGAGCACCCUGAGCAGCCUAGCUGACUACAGCUUGUACUCCAGCUCCAGAGAUGCUUUGGGAUAUGCCACGCUGAAGUACUCGAGCUCCCACAAUGGCUGCACAAGUCCUCGUGACGCUCUGGGCUACGCCACCCUGAGGAGGCUGCAGCACCAACGGAUCCAGCCGUCCCUGUCGCACAGCGAGGCCUUGGCCUCCCCAGCCAAAGACAUACUCUUCACUGAUGCCAUCACUAUGAAUACAGGCAGCCUGGACUCCAGACUCACUUCACGAAGAUUUUUGAAAGCUCUGAGCUUUACAUCUCUGGACAAGGAAGACCUGCUGAGUCCAAUCAACCAAACUACACUGCAGCGCUCUUCCUCUGUACGCUCCAUUGUGUCCACUGGCACCUAUGGAUCCUCUGAUGACUAUAUAGGCCUCGCUUUGCCUGUCAAUAUCAACAACAUGUUCCAGAUUAAAGAAACCCCGUAUUUCCAAAAGAGGAUGAGCCCGCCUUCUGAGGACCGCUCUGCUAAAUUCUUCUCUGGAGACUCUGAUGGCCCCAGUGACGGAUGUUGGCCAGCAAGGCUCCGUUCUCAGCUCAGUUUCUCAGAGCUGAUGGCGGUGAGCCGGGCAGAGCAGCAGCAGAUGCUGGGCUCAGAGGAGACGGGUCUUCAGGAGCACAACGAUAACAACUGCCUGUACUGUGCCGGACUGUCUGUGCUUGGACUCAACUCUCAGAACAGUGAGCCAGAUCUGACAGAAAUGCCCCCAUUCUCAGAGUGGCGCAGUUCACCUCCAGCAAACCAUUUGGAGGUCAUGGUCCAAGUCAAGUUGUCAGGGGGGUCUGGAUGCAGUGACACUGUGUCCCAGGGAUCUGUGGGUAGUGGCCGCAGCACAGAACUCGUUUUGGGUAUGAAGUCCAUCCCAGAGGACGCACCGGCCGGCAGGGUCCUGCUGAGGAAGGAGGUGCUUCGUCUGGUCAUCAACCUCAGCUCCUCCGUGGGAACCAAAAACCAUGAGACCAACCUGUUAACUAUCAAGGAGAAGUUCCCCUAUGCGUUUGAUGACGUCUGUCUGUAUUCAGAGGUGUCCUACCUGCUGGCUCACUGCAUGUUCCGCCUGGCCUCACGCCGCUUCAUCCAGGAGCUCUUCCAAGAUGUGCCAUUUGUACCAAUGUAUGAAGAGGCGGAGAGCAUCCUGUUCGUGCUGCCACAGAAGUCCUCAUCUCCACGCUCUGACACUUGAUUAACCCUUUUACUUAUCGUCUGGCAGCUGAAGCUCGACUGUCCCGGAGCCCAACUGCGUGUCCCAACCCACCUGUGAACAGUCACCGACCUCCUAACUCACACUCCCUCACUGCAACCCCACAUCCUCUACGGCUGCUCUCUUCAGGGGAAGCAACAGCCUUCAGACAAUGAUCACAUAACAACAUCACGCAGAAUGACCCAACGACGACCUGGUGAUAGCCGCUAAAAGGUUGGUUUUCCUUAUCCACACUUGUGCUGCUGCUACUGCUUAAAACAGAAAAAGAAGCUCAGCUUUUCCCCAAAGUGGAUCUUUGACAUGAUACUAAAGAUGAUGUGCCAACACAGUUCCUGUACUUUUGAUAGAACACUAAACGCCUCCUCAUUGUGAGAAAGGACUUGUUUGUUAUGGAUUUUGAUUGGUCUGUUUGCACAUGAUUAGAGAAUGUAAAGCAGAUGGAGUGAAGUCAGACAAUCAUCAAAUUUAACCUUCUGUCUUUAUUAUUCAAGUUACUUUAGCAAUCUUUAGCGCUCACAACCUCUGGUGAUCUCAUCAGUACAAACACUGAUAGCAGAGCAAUAAGGUAGCAGUUACUGUAUUCACUGGAGUGUGCCUCAUAAAUACAAUUUGAAUGCACUUUCAGAGGUUUAUGAACAUCACUGAAUAUGUAAUGUUUUUGCAUAACAACAUUUAUUUAUUAGUAUAACCGAUCAGUGCUAGAAACGGCAUUUUCUGACCUUGUAUUAUUUCGUUGCAAGUGUUUUUACUGAGAUUUGCACAAAAAACUCAUAUCAAAGUGGAAAUUGGAUUCCUGAAAGAAUAUUACUGUUGGGUCUCUGUAAAUAAUGUUAUAAGGAGUUCGGUCUAGACCUGCUCUAUUUGAAAAGUGUCCUGAGAUAACUUCUGUUAUGAAUUGGCGCUAUACAAAUAAAAUUGAAUUGAAUUGAAUUGAAUUGAAUUGAAUUGAAUUGAAUUGAAAUUGAAUAUAAAGAAUUUGAACAUAUCAAAAAAAACAUUUUGAAGAAGUUUCCAUACCUGUUAUUUAAUAUCAGCAAGGUUGAGUCUCUUGUUUAACAUUGUGUGCCAUAGUAAGCUGAGCUUUGACAGUUUUUAUCCAGAAUUGUUGUAACUUUGACUAGAGCCUGACCGAUAUGGGAUUUUUGAGACUGAUACUGAUUUUAAUAAAUAAUAAUAAUAAAAAUAAUAAUACUAUUAUCAUAAACCCUUUUGGGUUCUCAUGCAUCCUGGAAAACCAGUCAAUUUAGAGACUACUUUUCAAGUCAUGUAUUUUAGCUCCUCACUUAGAUUACCUAUGUUGUUGUUAUUGGUUUAAGAACCUGCGCGGUAAGACACUUCAAAGCAAGUUUACCAGAUGUGGAAUGAACUUAGAACCACCUUUUCAGUGUUGAGUAUUUUUUGCCAGAGCUACAAGCUCUGUACAUGAACACUGUGUCAUUGAAAAUGAGGAAUAAAACUAAAUAUGUCAGUAUUUGACCUACUGGUAAAUUAUAUUACUGUUAGUGAGCAAGGGCUGUUAUGAAUUGUCAAGAAAACUGAAAUGAAAUUCCUAAAAAGAGUAGUAAGAGGGAACCCUUAAAAAAGAAUGGAACAUACACUCUGUAGAAUUCUAGUUACCAUUGCUGAGAGAUGCUUCUUCUCUUACUCUGUGCUGCUUGCCACAGUAUUGUAAAUCACAGGAACUGUGCUGGAUAAACUUUGCUGUGGUGCCAGUAUAUUACCACAAGCAUUUAUUUUCUGCGUUAUAUACUGGGAAAAACAUGUUGUUAUGUACAUACGUACAUAUCAAUACGUUAUUUCAGUUUGGCUCUAAUCUUGACCUUUUUUUUUCACUGGAUGCAAUCUAAUGAGACUGAGCUGUAACAAAGGAAAUGUGAGCACGGCAUAAUAUAUGUAAACACGGAGUGGCCCAGGUAAUGGAAUAUCUAGAGUUUGAAGUCAAAGGCAAUUGGUUUUGCUGUUUUGGAUCAAGAGAUUUUGCCCCUUAAUCAAGAGGCUGUGUCAGUUCAACUGACUAAUCACAAAGGUCACAUGGUGCAACUGGAUUCACCUAUGUCUCCAGCCCCAAGACCAGCCACUGACUCAGAUAUGUGGAUGACAGCUGGGUUCAAAUCUAAAUGUAAGCCUUCACAGAUCAGAUCAGCUCACAAACAUCAAGUUUACAGGAAGUCCUUAGACUGGUUUUCUUGGAUUAUGCAGUACACAUCAAAGCGGAUUCACUGGAAACACACUGAACAGUCCUCAGUAGACGAGAACACAAGCUGAGUGUCAUUAUAACUCUUCACCUUUGGGCUGUGGAAUCUAGUAUCUGCUACCCAAAUAUCUAGACUUCAAGGCCAAAACAGCAAGUCCAGUUGCCUUUAAGUCAAUAAUUCCCUCUCCAUGUAUCCCUGACUGCAGGCCUGCAGACCUCAAUGUGGGCAGAGUCAAAUGUUUGACCCAGCCCACUGCAGAACUAAUUUAAUACGGUGUCCGAAGAGGGACAAGAAACCAUAAUGAAUGUGGCGAAAUGCAGGGAUUUAAACACAAGGAACUUAAUCUUUGGUUUUACUAAUUAUGAAAUACAAUAUUGACACAUUUAACAAAAUAACAGAUUAACUACCUAUCAAAACAUUAAAUUACCUUCAUUAUUCAUUAAAUGAUGAAAAAAGUAAUAUAUUUUAAUGUAUAUUUAUCAUAAUCAAAUGUAACCUGAGAUACUUUCCUAAUGUUAUCAAAAAUAAAGGAUCACUAGACUGUUUUUUUAUUUUUAUUGAACAACAAAUUAUUUAACAAACAACAAACAAACAUUAACAUAAAACAAGCAGACAAACAAUAAAAAUGUUAAUGAAAUACUAAAAUGAUAUUAAUGAUGAGCAUAAUGACAAAAAUGAUAAUAAUGUUAAUAAUAAUAAUAAUGACAAUAACUAUGAUGUUGAUAAUGAUAAUAACAAUGAUGACAAUAAUGAUGAUAUGAAUGAUGAUAAUGAUAAUAUAAUAAUGAUGAUAAUAAUACUAAUAACACCAAUAAUUAUGAAAAUAAUAAUAGUAAUAACAACAAUAAUAAUAAUGAAUAAUUAAAUUAAAUCACUGCCAAAGAGGAGAACUGGACCAAGUCAUGACUAAUAUUAAAAAAUUAAAAAUAUGCAUCUUUUUUAUUUUUUUUUUUUAUUCUCACCGAUUGUCAGGCGCACGACAGAGACAUAAUUCAACUAAUAAAUAUUGCAACAAUUUAUGAAAUCUAUUAACAAACCAUUGGUCACUUAGCAUUUUUGCUGGGCUUGUUGAGACCUUUCCUAAAUUUUCAAUUAUAGAGUGCUUAAACAUGUUACAAUGAAUGGGUGCAGUUCAGUGUUCAGAAUAAGUCAUUUUUUCAUUAUCAUUUGCACUUCUUUACUGAGCGAAAGGUUCUUGAAAGCAUCGCCAUCCAGUCUUCCAAUACCUUGGUCCAUGGUAACUUCACAGUCCUUAAUGGAUACACAAAAGCAUGACUGAUUGUGCAGGUUUUAAUAGUGUGUAACAUGUUUGUGUGCAAUAAACUUCCUUCACACUAACAAACUCUUUUGGCGGAGAGCUGUAAGGCCUCUUGGCACGUGGCUGGUCUUCAUUUUGGGUGUCUAGUGCCAUCUGUAUACCGUCCACUAUCACAGUGGUAUUUUGUUUAACGUUGCAGUACAUAACAUUUUUUACAUUUGUGAUGAGGUGUGUAUUGAAAUCCUCAGUUGCUGAUAGACAGCCCACAAUACAGCUGUGUCCCAUUACUGAUACUCGUAACCAUUACUGAGCAAUGUGUUUAAAUGGAAAAAUAAACAAGAUACAAAAUUUAGCAGAUCCAUCGCAAAUAUGUAACAAAUGGAGUGUGCAUAUUGGAAGUGUACCAUAAUUAUUAGACAGUGUUUAACACUCAUUUAUCCUGCACCAGUUCACACCUAGGCUUAUCACUGCUGUGCAUAUGGAUUUUUUUUAAGUUUUCAAAAACAUUUAUUUGAGUGCUGUCCUGAAGUAUUGUCUUUAUACAAGUCUUUAAACAUUGGUUAAGGACUAUCCCACUAAUCAUGACAGCAUACCUGUGCUCUUUUAUAUUCUAGUCGUCUUUUCCUGUUUUUGCUCAUCUCCUCUUUAGAUCUGUGUGAGUCAAUGAUAUCCAUUCAUUAUAAAAAAAUGUAGUCAUAUAAUUAUCAUUGAGACAAUUGAUGUUAAAAUUUAAAGUGAAGCCUUAAUAAUUUUCUAGACUUGUUCAUUUAAUGAAAAAAUACAAUCAAAAUACAAUCAAUAUACAAUAGUCAAACAUUAAAGACAUCAAACGCAUCAAUCUGUUUUGCAGAUUAACACAAAUGUGAAAUUGGUUCAUGUAAGGUACUCAUAGUCCAGAGAAAUAUGGGCUGAAUAUAUGCAUAAAGGAACUUUAAGUAAAACUGAAAAGAAAACACGCAUAAUGACUUUAUUAUAAUACCAUAUUAUAUAAAUACAUGUAGAAAAAUAACAAACUAUGACCAGAGACUCAUAAAGCAUCCUAUCUCUGAGUUGUAUACAAGUGAUUUUAAAAUCAAAAAGACAAGAUAUGCUCUUAAUAACAAAAAAAAUGUCACUGUUAUAUUCAUAGAGCAUAUUUACUGUACGUGUUAAUAUAAAGUAUGAACGAUGAGGGCAGUGGGGGUCAUAUCGCGCAGCCCUUAAUUACAGUGUAUUCAAUAACUACAUUUACGUUAGUUUAAAUAUAACAUUAGCUCAUGUGCAGCUAAUUCACAUAACCUAACGAUACACCUAAAAUUACAUGAACAAUAUUAAAAAAGUCACACUUCCAUUAUUUAUGAUACCAAAGCGGCAGUCAGAAGUGUGGAAGGAGAGAGGAGGAAUGCAUAAGACCAAACAGGAAUCAUCACGGUGACAGCGGAGUCAAAUGUUGGAGAGUGGGCGGGGUUUCACGUUUAACUCCGCCCACAUUGAGGUCUGCGGGUCUGCAGUCAGGGGCUUCUCCAUGUAUCCAGAUGAAGUGGGCGUGAUCACAGGUGUGGUUCACCCAAGUACUGCAUUAACCCCAGCUCUCUAUCAGUGGAUUAAUGCCACUGCCCCUUUGUUCCAUGUUCAAACAUGUAGUUUUCUCUGUAACUGACCUGCAACUGCUGUUUUAUGGAGACCCAAAGUGUUCAGUAUGAAAUAAUUAAGUCUUUAUGAACGUAUUUAUAAAUAACAAAUGACUAUUUCAUGUCAAGUUUUAUUUUAUGAUCAUGAUUUUAUGAUUAUGAUAUGCCCCCUGACUUUUCAGCUAGCAAACUCAACAGCUGCUAAACAAUUGAACCCCAGUUAGCAUAUUUUAGCUAGAGCAAGGACAGUUUCAAAGUUAUUCAGAAUUUUUGAAUUUUGAGGUUGUAAAUAAACACAAUCCACAUACACAGAAACUAAACCUAUUAAGUGUUUAGCCUUAGCAUAAGGCUGCUCAUACUAUCUGCUUAACUGGCUAACUAGCUAGGGCAGCUUGUGUACUUCAACUAUGAUUCAGCAUCAAAGUGAAGAGCCAGCGUUGGCUAGUUGGUUAGAGCAACCACUGUGAAAGUAUUUUUCUCUUCGUGUUUUUCUCUGAGGAACGUCAGAAUAUCCGAGGGAACUCUGAAUUAACUCGCUAAUGUUAGCUGUUGCUGUUAGCAUUGGCUCUUAACUUCAGCUCUAUUAAACCAUGGCUAGCUAGUUCAAUGGUAAAUGGACCCUUUCACACACAUUCACUCAGUGAACAAAACAGAAACUAACAUUCAUACACUGAUGCACGGCAUCAGGAGCAAUCUGAGGUUCAGUAUCCUGCUCAAGGAUACUUAAACAUGUGACACCAGGAGCCGGGGAUCAGCCAACAGCCUUCCGAUUAAGGAACGACCCGCUCUGCCUCCGAGCCACGGCUGCCCUAGCCAGCAAGCUAGAAGUAUGUGUAACCUUGUUCAGCUAAAUAAAUAAAAGGAGCUGGAUGGAGAGUGUCUGUCUAUUGACAGCGACAGCUAGAUAGUUGAUCCAGAAUUACUUUGACGUUGGCAUAGCUAAAAGGUGCUAACUUGCUAAUUCUGCUCGCAGUUGUUGAGCUUGCAUGCAAGGACGGUGACAUGAAAUAAGAAUGUCAUUAUGAAACAGAUUCAUGAGGUGUGCAAAAAAGGCAUUUUGAAGUAAACAUCGUAAUAUGGAAUGAAAAUGAACUUAUUUUGGAAAUAAGAAUAAUGAAAUUAUAUUUUAUAAUUAGUUGAAUUUUAAUAUGUUCUUAAAUUAUUUCCCAAAGUCUUGCUUUAUUUGCAUAUUUUACAUAAUAUAUUGUGAUUGUUGUGAAUAUUUAUUUCACUUUUUUUUAAUUAUUGAACAUUUUGGGACUCCAGACUGUGGACCAUGAUCUUGUUUAAACUAUUAAAUGAGAUAUGAGUGUUGUUAUUACUAUGCAAUAUGGCUGAACCUGUAAGUUAUGCUAUGGGCAAGGAGUAGACUGAGCAGUGACAACGUUUGUAAGUCUGUUCAGUUUAGGCAGCUGGAACUACUUUUCCUUCAUUUUUUGCAUUAUUUUAAGAAAAGUGUUGAAUUUGAUUUGACUACUGUGCACAUACACAAUAAAACCUGUGUACUGUAUGUGAAUGACAUUUGUGAAAGUCUUCAUGGGAGAGGAAAUGCGAAGGUGCAUUUUAUUAUGUAAUAUUGCGCCACUACUAAUUAAAUCAGUUUCCACCGAUAACUUCUUCCUUUUGCACUUUUCAGAUUCUUCUUCUAUUUUCACUUCCCUGUGGUAAACUGAUGUAACUAUUUUAAGGAACAUAUUUAGGUGAACAGAUGAAACUCUGAAAAGGUUUUGACUUUGGUAUUUAACUUUAAAAAACAUCAUGAGCAUUUUAUUCCUUGUGUUGUACAUGUUUUAGCUUCUCUGAGGAUCAGUUGUCUGUAUUAUAAAAGAUUGAAGGAAAGAA